This is a messenger RNA of Lytechinus variegatus (green sea urchin), 2221 nucleotides long. RefSeq lists its product as uncharacterized. Gene Ontology annotation, molecular function: cytokine activity; type I activin receptor binding. Lineage: Eukaryota; Metazoa; Echinodermata; Echinoidea; Temnopleuroida; Toxopneustidae. The record is from RefSeq and is a predicted model, not a curated record. The transcript has 3 exons. The coding region runs from base 785 to 2221 and encodes 478 amino acids. Gene Ontology annotation, cellular component: extracellular region. Gene Ontology annotation, biological process: SMAD protein signal transduction; BMP signaling pathway.
CCCUUCCCUCGCGCUCUCUUUGUCAUAAUUAUUAUCUGGCUCUUCAAUUUAGGGGUUAUAUCGCGGCUAGUAUGCCUAUUUAGGACUGAUUGAUGGCUGUGUUUGAUGCGGCCAACCAAACCCCCCAAGAACACCCGUGCGUUAAAUAGAUACGUCAAGCUUGCCCAAUCGACACAAGGCACCUCAGUCUCGCUCAGGCAUGGACCGGCAGAGCUUCACUCAUGAUACCAUUAUCUGUUCAGAUACAGUAACAGAUGAUUCGAUAGAGGGGCACAGAGGAAGCGAAUAAAGCAAGAAAAGAAAUAGAAGGAUCGUUGAUGCACGACGGGGGAUAGAAGAGAGGGAAAAAAGUAUAUGCGAGAGAGCGACAGACUGAGAAAAAAUAGACAGAGAGAAAGAAAAGGAGGAGCGCUAAAACCUCUGCGCCCGAUUGCGUUUCGUACGAGAUUCUAAAGCUCAUUUUAAGCCGAGUUUACGCACUGAUAUAGACCAGUACCGGGGACUCGUUUAAAACAUUUCUUGGCUUCCUUUUUAUCAACUUUGGCUCCAUUUUCCCAGCCCUGUCUCUCUUCCAUCAUACCCCGGCAGGAUGACUCGUAUCCAAGAUUUUCCCUGAAACACUUUUCUCCAAUAGCAUCACCAAGCUCUGAGCUUCUCAAUGAAGAAUAAUCAAAACGACGUCGCAGGUGUAGUCUGGUGGUCAUUUUAGCUCGCUGACAUCGUCGAGCAGGGAUAUCUAUCCAUUCAUGCUGUCGUUUGGUGGUUAUUUACGAACGAAUCCAACAUGAUGAUGCCCAACUUUGCCCUGGCCACGAUCCGGAUCUCUUUUAUUCUUGUCAUUUUAUCACGGGUUACAAGUUCGCCCCUCGACCCGACGGACCAGUAUGGGAAGAGGCGGCGAGGUGGGUCGGCAUCGCGACGCCCGCCGGGCGGCUUACGGUCCGAACAGGAGGCCCCUCCAUGGCGUGAAAACGAUUCACCGUACGGUAAAAACGACCAGGAGUCGAACGACGUCGAUGACGACGAACAAACGGAAGAAGAGGACGACUAUUCGGAUUAUUCAGAACCUAAGGUAGAAGGGGAUGCCGAAAGGCGGUUACUGACUUCAUUUGGUCUCUCUAAAUUACCGAAGCUUGAUAAGAAAGCGGUGAAAGAAGCCCCUUCCUUCAUGUUAGAUCUGUAUGAAAAGUUACAAGGUUCACAAAAUGAUAAAACCUCGGAGGAUUUUAACGAUGCUGACGAUGCAACACCAGCAGCGAACACAGUCAGAAGUUAUUCUGAGACAGGAUCUCGUUCAUCGGGUCGCAAGACGUUCGAGUUUGAAAUCAGAGGGAUAUUGGAUCGUGAAACCAUCGUGUCUGCUGAGAUAGUUCUUUACAAACGCCAAUCAAGAACAUCGUCUUGGGAACCUAUACCAUCAGAAGACAAACGAGCCAUUAUUGAAGUCUACCACGUGUACAGAUUAGAGAGGAAAGGUGACGUGAGGAGACGAAAGACCCUUGUCGAUCAGAGAAUAAUCCACUUGUCAUAUUCAGGAUUAUUACAAUUUAACGUCACAUCGGCGUUCUUAAACAAAGCACAAAGUGCAAGACUAAGUAGUGACAACACGAGUGUCAUGACGAGAACAUUCGAAGUCAAAGUCAGAGCGCGAAGCGCACUCAUUAAAAGAAUGGUGCGGUUUAUUAAAUUUCCCGCCGAUAACAGGCCGGAAAAGCAGCCCCUUUUGGUGCUGUAUCUUAAUGACAAUAUGAUACAGAGGCGGGACAUUGCAAUGCCUCUUGGGACAGAAGGUGUGGUGGCACCCCGGAGGUCAACCAGGAACAGACUCGCAACACAUUCAGCUUUUACUGCAUCAAACAGAUUAGAGACGCGGUUACAAAACAGCAUAGAAUUAGAGAGGCGGUUGGAAGUAGCCGCCGCGGUAGAGGAAAACUCUAGGACUGAUAACAGCGGAGUGGGUAGGGAGCAUAAGGCUUUAAGGAGGGAAACGGAGGGCGAGAAUCGGGCUUCGGGGAGACCCGGGAGGACCAAAUGUCAGCUGGAACAGUAUGAAGUCAAUUUUGAAGAUAUCGGGUGGACAACGUGGAUCGUAGCUCUCGAAUUUGGUUUUCGCGAAAAACAUAGUACUACUCAUGCCCUGUUGGCAAUGAUCAAUAAGAUUGCCAAUGGAAUUGACAAGUAUGAGCGUAUUGUUGGGGUGUUCCUGGACUUCUCCAACUGA